This is a messenger RNA of Didymodactylos carnosus, 213 nucleotides long. The record is from the annotation of a GenBank genome assembly. Lineage: Eukaryota; Metazoa; Rotifera; Eurotatoria; Philodinida; Philodinidae.
AUGUGGGCUAUCGGACCAUCGGGUUUACAGUUGUCCACAAAACCAUUUAAACGAGUAGCGGGGGCACCUGAUGGCGGUGUCCCCAUGAAAAAACAGCAGCCAUCAUCGUCAGCGUGUCCAGUUAUUAUCAAAGUUCGUAUUAAUAACACGCCGCAAACAGCCAUUGUCGAUACGGGCGCCGCCACAACAAGUAGCACAGUGGAACCAUGCUAA